Penicillium argentinense is the source of this 2208-nucleotide messenger RNA. Its product is annotated as RING-type E3 ubiquitin transferase MAG2. The record is from RefSeq and is a predicted model, not a curated record. Lineage: Eukaryota; Fungi; Ascomycota; Eurotiomycetes; Eurotiales; Aspergillaceae. Gene Ontology annotation, molecular function: metal ion binding; transcription cis-regulatory region binding. Bases 1 to 2208 code for a protein of 735 amino acids. The transcript has 2 exons. Gene Ontology annotation, biological process: positive regulation of transcription by RNA polymerase II.
AUGUCGUCAAAUGCUGGACAGUCCCCGACGCCUUCCAAAGCAGUAAAUAUCUCGAACACCUCGGGCAGUUCUGCGACGUUUCAUCCUUCUGCUUCGUCCGAUAGUGGCUCUCAGCGACGGCCAGGUGGUCCGGGGAGCUUUGGUGCAGGUCUAUCCUCGAGGGGAUCAGCAUCUCCGCGGAACAAUCAAAGCAAAAAGAAUCAGCAUAAGCGACAAAAGAAACCUCGGGCCUUGGAUGAUGACGAGUACAGCGAAUCAGCCGUCAUGAAAUCUACAAGUAGCCGCAAGGGACAGACGUCCAUUACCCAUCUGAUGAACUUUUCCCUCCCACCUCGACCUCAAUACCAACCACCACCCCGCAAUAUUCGGCGUUAUACAUCGUAUGGUGCAGGAUCUGGGUACCAUGCCGUGGACAAAGCGCGCUAUGUCCAUGCCAACUACCGUUUCAUUGUUUCACCGGAUCGCAACUACCAUGCUCAGGCCGCCAAUGCCGACGUACAUCUAGACUGGGCCUCUGUUCUUCAAGUCCUAGUCUCCGCUCAAACUCAGGAUGCCAGCUGUCCCAUCUGCUUAUCGACGCCAGUUGCGCCCCGGAUGGCACGAUGCGGUCACAUCUUCUGUCUUCCUUGUCUUAUUCGGUACAUGCAUUCAUCCGAUGGUGAACAUCGGGACAAUUUGGGCCCCGAAAGAAAGCCUCGGUGGAAGAAAUGUCCCAUCUGCUGGGACUCGGUUUACGCUUCGGAGACUCGGCCCGUGAGAUGGUUCCGCGGUCAGGAGGGCGACCUCCCGGUGGAAGGUGGAGAUGUGGUCCUGAGACUGGUCAAGCGAGAGCCUGGCAGCACUCUUGCGCUUCCUCGCGAUGGGGGUGAAACCAUUGCGCCGGGAGAAGACAUCCCAUGGUAUCAUGUGGCGGAAGUUGCAGAUUAUUCUCGCAUCAUGAAAGGCGGGGAGGACUACAUGACUGCUCAAUUUGAUGCUGAGAUCGAAGAUAUCCGCCGGCAAGAGGUCGAGGAUGAGCUUCUUUUCGGCGAUGAGAAUACAUGGUCUCGAAAGGCCGUUCGGGCAAUUUCAGAAUCCAAAGAGAAGCUGAAGGGGAUCGGUAACCCGCCCGAUCUCACAUGGCAAAAGACGAGCUCCAAGUCCACAAAGGAGCCUGCUGUGGAACCUGAAGCCGUUGAGCAUGCGCCUCUUUCUGCUGGUGGCUCUUCCGAGGAAUCGGGGCCUGGUUCCAGCACGGACCUAACACAUCCGGCCACGGAAUCCACAUCCACACUAAUUACAUCGGCCGAAUCCGAGCAAUUGUCAGAAGCCAUGGACAAAGUACAACUAGAAUCUGACAACAAGUCACAGUCACGGUCAAGGGGUCGGGGCAAGGAGCCACAAAAUACUCCUCCGUCUGACCAGCCCUACUACUUCUAUCAGGCUCUGCCCCAGUUCUACCUGUCACCUCUCGACAUCCGGAUCUUGAAGGCAGCCUUUGGUGAAUAUGCUCAAUUUCCUGCGACCAUCCUGCCACGCGUAGAGCAUAUAUCGACUGGGCAUAUGGUGGACGAUGACCUCCGCAAGCGCGUCAAGUAUCUGGGUCAUCUACCUUAUGGGUGUGAAGUGAACUUCCUCGAGUGCGACUGGAGAGACGUGGUCGUUCCCGAGGUCCUCGCGCGCUUCCGCACCGAGACCGACAGGAGGCGGAAACGCAAUCGGGAUAAAGAGGCUCGAGAAGAGAAGGACCGCAUCCGUGCAGAGAAGGAAGAAGACGAUAAAAGAUGGGCCGCUGCUAGGCGCAAGCGACCCAGUAUCAGUGACAUUACCAGCGAAGCGCCAUUCUCUGCGCAGGACUUUCAGCCGUUGUCCAGUACUGCUACUGACCCGCCUUUGUUCGACGCGGACACCUCUUCUGCGUCCCCGCCACGCGCGUCUUCACAAUUUGGCGCCUUAGCUUCCCCUUCGACGAGUCCGCCUGGCGCCCGUACCGUGUGGGGUACCACGGCGAUCCCAUCGACGUCCCCCGUUCUGGAAGUCCAGCGGCCCCACGACGGGUGGUUGCAGGGUUGGGAGGACGAGCUCUUCGCGCAUCAAGAAUCCGAAGCAAUUGCCCAAUCGGCGGCCGAGAGUCAGUCUUCGGGUCCGUCAGCCGCUGCUAAGGGCGGAAAGAAGAAGAAGAAGGGCAAGAUUACGUUGAUGUCUACCAACAGCCAUCGCGGCGCAUGA